AUGGCCCCCAACCACAUGGCCCUCAACCACACGGCCCACAACCGCAUGGUCCACAACCGCAUGGCCCACAACCACACGGCCCACAACCACAUGGCCCACAACCACAUGGUCCACAACCACAUGGCCCACAACCACAUGGCCCACAACCACAUGACAACCACAACUCCAUGGCCCACAACCACAACAACACCUACAACCACAACUCCAUGGCCCACAACCACAACAGCAACUACAGCCACAACUACAUGGCCCACAACCACAACAGCAACUAUAACCACACGUCCAUGGACCACAUGGACCACAGCUAGACCCACAACCACGCACUGGCCCACUACCACAUACGCCCCAACUCCUCCCCUCAGCCAACUCCCACUACAGUUCGCUUUUCUUGUGGACCCACCUGUUCCAUCGUGUCAAGAAGGACUCUACCUGCCCAAGUUUGUGUCCCCAACACCUAAAAAUGCAGAGGUUAUCCAUGCAGAGAUCAACUCAGUCUUGGAGAUCAGAGUCAAAGCUCAAGCUUCACUUGCAGUAAUUCAAGGUAUCAUCAUCAGUGGGCCCUCGAACGUCACCAAGCACAAGACGACGCACAACGAGUUCGUCAUCAGGUGGAUGCCCACAGACGAAGACCUGGGGGAGUUUUUUCCAAUCUGCUUUGCUGUUGAAUCAGCAACAGGGCCAAGUGUCACCAGACCUCCAGUCACCACCCAGUCCCAUUCUCACUCGCAUUUUCACCCAACCCCGACUUCACGGUCUGGCAUCUAUCACUCUGAGAUGAGGUGCGUCGUGGUGGAAGUCAAGGCACAGAUAGUUAAAUGCGAAGUGAUCUGUAAUGAGUCCUCAAUGACAAUCCUGGUGGAGAAAGCUUCCUUCCCUCGACUCAGUGAGGAUCAUCUGCGGCUCAGCGACCCCUCCAACACCAUCUGCAGCCUGCAGACUCACUCCAACAGCACCCACGUCAUCGGCAUCAUCCCCCUCAACCAGUGUGGCACUCAGAUCGAGGAGGAUGAGGACAACCUCAUGUUCAAGAAUGAAAUCACCACAUUCGAAGACUCGAGAAAUGUGAUCACCAGGAAGCACCUGCUGGAAGUGCAGUUCUACUGCCAGUACGCCAAACAUGGCAACGUGACGCAGAGCUUCUCUGUUCACAGGAAGAACAUUACCGUGUGGGACAGAGGCUUUGGCCAAUUCACCUACGGGUUUGAGUUCUAUGAAGACAGCAGCUACCGAACCAUGAUUGACCCAACCUCGUACCCUAUGGAGGUGGAGAUAGGGAGCAAAAUUUUCAUGAAGAUAGAGGCGACCUCUUCAGUCAACAACACCGAGAUGUUUGUGGAGUCCUGCAGGGCUGCACCGUACGACAACCCCAACUACCGCACGCCCUACACCAUCAUUGCAAACGGGUGCAAAGUGGACCCGACUGUUACCAUCCACCCUAGUGCCCACAAUAAGCAGUUCCUGUUCAGCAUGGAUGCCUUCAAGUUCAUCGGCUUGCAUAACCAGGUCUACAUCACCUGUUCAGUUAUCAUGUGCGAAGUGGGGAACCCCAACACCAGGUGCUCGAAGGGAUGCAUAAAUCCCACGACCAGUGGGCGUCGCAGAAAGAGAGAGGCCGUCAUCCAGAGUGGAGAGCACUUUGUUUCCCAGGGUCCCCUGCGCCUGAAGCGGUCGGCCGAGAACAGUGACAGCUCAGCGUUCACCGUGAACCUGAACCUGGUGUUCAUCGCUGGAUGUGCCCUCGCUGCUGUUGGCAUGAUCUGUGGAGUGCUCAUCUACAAAACCAAGGCGUCAAAGGUCAAAUACCAACCGCUGCCUGUAUCUGAGACCUGAGACAGCAGCAGAAUUCACACAUCUACAUGUUAUACCUGCGUCAAAUUUAUACAAUCUGUGUAUGGGCGAGUAAGUUAACAGAUUUUUCUAUGAAACGACACCAAAAAUGAUGAUCAACUAGUGCUGCAGCUGCUGGGUGAUUGUUCAGCGUUUUUAACUGUUCCUACUAAUAAAUAUUACUCUCUGAUUUAAAUCAAGUAUCAUGAUUGUUUUCCCGUCAUAACUGUUCCUGUGUCAAAAGCGGCUUUAAAUAAAUGUAAAAGUCCUAAAUCACUUAUGGCAUACUUUUUUUUAAUGGAUCAAUAAAAACAUUCUCUUGUGUGUAUUUUUGCUGUGUUUUUUUUGUUGUUUUUGUUUUUUUUAAAAACUGGUUUAUUGGAUUAAUUAAAGACUUACACCAGAGUAAACCGAUGUUUUUAUGUCUGACAUGUAUUGGCCUGAGAAGGGGUGAACAACUGAUCAAUAAAGUUUUUUCUUACAACUA
This is a messenger RNA of Stegastes partitus (bicolor damselfish), 2314 nucleotides long. RefSeq lists its product as uncharacterized. The record is from RefSeq and is a predicted model, not a curated record. The transcript is spliced from 11 exons. Lineage: Eukaryota; Metazoa; Chordata; Actinopteri; Pomacentridae. The coding region runs from base 1 to 1830 and encodes 609 amino acids.